GCCUGUGUGUGUGUGUGGGCGUGUUCCUCCUUUUCUCUGGUAGUGGAUACCGGCAUUAAGGAUACUUCUCUCUCCAGCUGUAUACUGAGUUGAUGUUAUUAUCAGGACACACCGCUUCACACUGCUAAAGAGACUUCUGGAUGUUUACGACCCCGUUGUUGUUCGGAGAGGAUUUGCGGUCCUGCAGUCGACUGCUUUUGUUUGCAGAGACUCAGCUGGACAAUUCCCAUCAAAGAGUUUGUUUUUUAUUAGGGGGGAGGCUUUCAUUUGCUUACCCGGAGUGUUCGCAUCACCAAUCUGCUGGACUGGCUGAACUUGGGAGGAUUUUGUGUUUCCGCACAUCCUGUGUGAACUCUCUCUGCAUCCAGGUGCUCCACUGUAUGGGACCAGGGGACCCCUGCUGGGAUCAAUACCAGUGAGAACACUGUUUAUGCUGCAAACUCGGUGUCCUGUCCUGCCCAGGCUCCUAAGUGUGAUAAGUUACCCCCGCCAGCAAGCUCUGGACAGAAGAAAAUAAAACGGGUUGGUUUUCGGACAUUUUUGCAUCUCUCGAGGAUUCCAACUCCAUUCUCAGUCCUUUCCCGGUUUUCCAGAGUUUUCCGGAGAUGACGGGAAAGCGGAACUGACCUGCUCUCGGACCUCGCAGCUCAAACAUGAACUCUUCCUCCUCCUCUUGGGUGAACCAGAGCAGCUCUCCCUUCUGCCUGCUGGGCGCGGCGGGCUACUCCCGCACGCUGGACACCUGCGUCCUCGAGGCGGUCGUCAUCCUCCUCCUCACCGUCCUCAUCAUCGCCGGCAACCUGGUGGUGAUCUUCGUCUUCCACUGCGCCCCCCUGCUCCACCACCACACCACCAGCCACUUCAUCCAGACCAUGGCCUACGCCGACCUCAUGGUGGGCGUCAGCUGCCUGGUGCCCUCCUUCUCCCUGCUGGGCUACCUGCGAGGCCUGGACGAGGAGCUCACCUGCAAGCUCUUCGGCUACACGGUCUCGGUGCUGAAAAGCGUCUCCAUGGCGUCGCUGGCGUGCAUCAGCGUGGACCGCUACAUCGCCAUCACGCGCCCGCUCUCCUACGCCACCCUGGUGACGCCGUGCCGCCUGCGGGCGUGCAUCGCCCUCGUGUGGCUCUACUCGGCCCUCGUCUUCCUGCCGUCCUUCUUCGGCUGGGGGAAGCCCGGCUACCACGGCGACAUCUUCCGCUGGUGCGCCGCCUCUUGGCCGACCGACCCGGGCUUCAGCGCGUUCAUCGCGGCGCUGCUGUACGCGCCCGCCGCCCUCACCGUCUGCUUCACCUACGGCAGCAUCUUCCGCAUCUGCCGGCAGCACACGCGCGAGAUCACGCGGCGCCACGCCCGCUUCGGCCCGCAGGAGGGCGAGCGGGGCGAGCGCGGCGAGGGCUGCCCCGACAAGCGCUACGCCAUGGUGCUGUUCCGCAUCACCAGCGUCUUCUACAUCCUGUGGAUGCCGUACAUCCUGUACUUCCUGCUGGAGAGCGCCGGCCUCUACCGCCACCUGGUGGCCUCCUUCCUCACGACAUGGCUGGCCAUCAGCAACAGCUUCUGCAACUGCCUCAUCUACAGUCUGUCCAACAGCGUGUUCCGGAAGGGCCUCGGGGGCCUGUUCAGGCCGGUCUGCACCCCGUGUUUGGGCUGCGUGGAGGGGCUGAAACACCCCAAACCCUCCAGCCAACGCCCAGUUCCUUCAUGCCAGGUGUAA
Osmerus eperlanus (European smelt) is the source of this 1715-nucleotide messenger RNA. RefSeq names its product probable G-protein coupled receptor 21. Gene Ontology annotation, molecular function: G protein-coupled photoreceptor activity. The transcript has a single exon. Lineage: Eukaryota; Metazoa; Chordata; Actinopteri; Osmeriformes; Osmeridae. The record is from RefSeq and is a predicted model, not a curated record. Bases 654 to 1715 code for a protein of 353 amino acids. Gene Ontology annotation, cellular component: plasma membrane. Gene Ontology annotation, biological process: phototransduction; G protein-coupled receptor signaling pathway; cellular response to light stimulus.